This is a messenger RNA of Xenopus laevis (African clawed frog), 1939 nucleotides long. It is a transcript of the gene mob3b.L, whose product is annotated as MOB kinase activator 3B L homeolog. The coding region runs from base 473 to 1123 and encodes 216 amino acids. Lineage: Eukaryota; Metazoa; Chordata; Amphibia; Anura; Pipidae. The transcript is spliced from 4 exons. The record is from RefSeq and is a predicted model, not a curated record.
UAAACCCCAUGAUAUAAUACUUUUGCCCCUGGCGAUCCCAAAUCAGUGGGAUCAGUUCUGAAGUGGCUUUGCAUUCUUUCCGGCAGUGCAGGGGUUAAGUCGCACUGGCAUCUGUUCCUCCAUUCCCAGAAGGUGUGCAACACGUAUAGUCACCAGCAGGGGGAGCCCGGCCUAUCCCAAGCGUGGCUGCCUGCUCAGUGGGCUGUGUGAAUGAAAUUCCCAGCGGCUGUUCACGCUGGAGCUGCUCACACACAGGAUCUAGUGCCGGACCUCUCUCCUGCCCCCGCCGUAACACUGAGCUGAGGCAAAAGGAAUCGCUGACACCUUGGGAGAGCGGGGUUCCCGGACAGAAGACCAUGAAGCCUUUCGUGCCUUCAAUGGACAGUUGACUUGCAUAAUCUAAGGCCAGAUCUUCACAUUCCAGCUUGCACUCUAUUGUGUUCAUUUUCCGAGGAUAUUACACAGAAAAGAGAUGUCCAUAGGACUAAAGCAGGUUUUUAACAAGGACAAGACUUUUAGGCCUAAACGGAAAUUUGAUCCUGGUACCCAGAGAUUUGAACUUCAUAAGCGAGCACAGGCUUCUUUGACCUCAGGCGUCGACCUAAAAGCCACAGUACAGCUGCCCAUCGGAGAAGAUCUUAAUGACUGGGUGGCUGUUCACGUGGUAGACUUUUUCAACAGGAUUAACCUCAUCUAUGGAACGGUUUGUGACUUUUGUACAGAAAGGACCUGCCCUAUUAUGUCUGGAGGCCCAAAAUAUGAGUACAGGUGGCAAGAUGAUAACAGGUAUAAGAAGCCCACUGCCUUACCAGCACCACAGUAUAUGAAUCUCCUUAUGGACUGGAUUGAAGUACAAAUCAACAAUGAACACAUUUUUCCUACUAGUGUGGGAGUGCCUUUCCCAAAGAACUUUCUUCAAAUCUGCAAAAAAAUCCUGUGCAGGCUGUUCCGGGUCUUUGUGCAUGUCUACAUUCAUCACUUUGACCGCAUCAUCAUGAUGGGAGCAGAAGCCCACGUCAAUACCUGCUACAAGCACUUUUACUACUUUGUAACAGAACUGAACCUUGUUGACCGCAAGGAGCUGGAGCCUCUGAAAGAGAUGAGUGCACAAAUGUGUCAGUAAAGAUGGAGCACAUGAAACAUGAAAACCAGCCCUGGAUCUCAACAUCGUUUGCUUCCAAAGCAGCAUGGGAAUCCUAGCAGCCCCUGCACACUGCUCUGGCUCCUGUGCUGCUCCUGUGGGGCCGUGAGAUAGGCGACUAAUUCACAGACCUUUCAUGGACCUUUUAUCAAAUACAACAAUGUUAAUUAGACAAAAUAACAAGUCCAAUGCAUAACUGGAUUUCACAUUACACACGUGCUUCUUUAAAAACACUUAUUUUUCUAAUGAAAUUUUAGGAUUGUUCCAAUUUUUGCUAACCCUGGUUUUAUAGAUAGAUCCUUAUUUUUUCAGGAUUGAAUUUUUAAUUUGGUUUCUGCUUGAAAGUGGUGAUGAUUGCACAUCCUUCUUCCUCAUGGAAACAACAAAUUCUGUCCGUCAAUUUUACACACAAAACAUUUAAUACCAGAACUGACUGCCUGAUGUCAUAUAACAAUGUCCUAGGGCUGCUGUAUAUACCCAGUAAUGCAUCCCUGCAUCAAAUUCAGCUCCACAAUGAAACGGAUUCAUGUUGUGUAUUGCCAAACAUAUCUAUACAGGUAUUAUGCCCUCCAUACAUGACAUACAAUCUGUUACAAUUGUAGUUAUGCUAAAAUGUUCCAAAGAUUACAUAGGCUGAAAAAGGCAAAUCAUAUAGGAUAUUUAAAGAAUGGGAAUGGCUAGAAGUGCUGUAUUGUAUAUAAUAGGGAUGCACUUAAUCCAGGAUUUGGUUCGGGAUUCGGCCUUUUUCAACAGGAUUAGGAUAUGGCCUAAUGCUUCUGCCCGGCAGAACCGAAUCCU